AAAACGAGAGGAAAAUGUUGAACAUCGUGUAGAGAUAUAGAGGGUCUCCUGAGAGCGAAGCGAGCAGAAAUUUUUUGCGACGACGGUCUUGAAACAAUGUUUACCAAAAGACACAGAAUUAUUGGGGGGAUGUCGCACCCCCAACACCCCCCCCCCGCUAAAUCCGUCCCUGAAUAGAGUUGCAGGCAACGCCUAGCUGACACUUUUGUUCUACCUGAUUCAGAAGACAGUUGUGCCAUCUUUAGGCUACAACAUUAAUAUUCGUUAAGGUCGAUUUAGUGCACUUGAAGUCGGAUCUAGGGAUCCAGGGGGUUUAAAAAUAAAACUAAUUCGAAUUCAAAAUUUUCAAAGUGUAAGCCAAAAAUAUUUUUUUGAGAUAAAGCGCUUGGCGGGCCGGAUAAAAACGUGCUGCAAGCCGGCCCGCGGGCAAAAAUGGCCGCUGAUCUAAACGAUUAAAACGGGUUGAAAAUUACGAGAAUGGUAAAGGACGUAAGUAAGUCCUCAGGAACUUUUAUUCACCUGGAUCAGGGACUCUGGAGAAUUCCUUGUCCUUGCGAAAAGUAGCAGUUUUUCAUGUAUUUUGCCUUUGUUUUGCCUAUUUUCUUAUCGCCCUGCAGUGCUUCCGGCGUCCCUGAAUGGUGUUGUGUAAUUUUUAUUUAUAGACAGAAGGAAGUCGCAAGCUGGAAUCUUCCUAUUAUCUUUCUAAAAUACUUCUAAGAAAUCAUUUUGUGGAUUCCCCAUUUUCUAUCUUAACCAAUCAAUUCUCUUGCUUGAUACGGGCGCAUGCGAAGUGAGAUUAUGAUGCGCUCCUGCCCUUAUCUGCGAAGUAUUCGUGCAAGACUCGGAUCUGGGGAAGUAGCAGGCACGGAAGAAAGAAAGCAAGAACUGUAAGGAAUAACCGUUAAUUUUGCGAAAAAGAAAUAAAGUUUUUGUUGGGGCUGAAGUGGAAUUUUUCAGACGGUCGUCUCGGCACGACAGAAUGACUGGGGCGGGCGGCUCUCAAUGUCCGCAAUGUGAGACCGUUCUGGCUGAGGGAUCCAGAUUUUGUCACCUAUGCGGUGCCCCUUUGAAUACACAACCAAAGGCAGCAGCAAAUGUUCCUGCACAAUUAGAACACGGCCAAACAACUCAAGCCAAUGUCUCAUGCGACAAAAAAGGUGACGUGGGUACCCAAUCAGAGAACUCGAACGGUGGAAGAAAAGAUGUUCAACCACCCAUUCAAACACCGAAGGACGUUGCAAAGCAGGGGAGUAUCAAGGUAUCGGACAAUGGUAAAAGCGAAUCUUGUUUGAAAAGGAUCGCAGUGCAAGGAAGUGAAGGUGAUGCAGAAGACAAUAAUGAUGCACUGCAGGGAAAAAGCAACAUGAUGCAAGGUAAAAGGGCUAAAAUGUCAGAAUGUAGCGCUACGAUGCCUGAAAGUAAGGGUGGAGUGGAAGACGAAAUUCUAGGAAAUAAGCGUGCAGCAGAAAAAGUAAACGAUUCACCACAAGGAAAAAAAGCUAAAAUGCCAGAUUGUAGUGAUGGGAUGCAAGGAAAUAUAAGUAGGGCAGAAGGAGUGGAUAAACAAUUGCAAGGAAAUCAGAGUAAAGUAGAAGGAGUAAGUGAUGGAAAACAAUUCAUAAGAGAUGAAACACAGGAGAAGACCAAAGCUUUGCAAGAUAAUAGUGCUGUACCACAGAAGGUUAAUAGUCCAAUACAAGAGAAAUUCAACGGAACAGAAGGAAGUAAGGACAUAAGUUGCAGUGUAGCAUUGGAAAGUAUUGAAGCAACAAAAGGGGAAGAGGAGGUAGUGCAAGAAAAGGACAAUGCUACGCAAGGGAAAGUGCUUGCAACCAAAGCGAAUAGAAAUAAUGCCGCAGAAAAUAUUGAUGCCAUAAAGGAAAGAAGUGAUGCAAUGGAGGGAGACGACAAUGCAGUGCAAGUAAGUGUUGAUUCCGUGAAAGGAAAAGGGGAUAGAGAGCAAACAACUAACGAUGCAUUGCAAGGAGAUAUGGUUGGAGAACAAGGAGGUUGCAAGUUAAUGCAAGAUAAUAAAAACUGUGCACAUGCUGAAGUUGAAUCGCAAAGACAAAUCAAGUCAUCGAAUUCUAUUCUGAGCACUGGAAAACCGGAAACUCUUCUUUCCCAGGCAGAACAGUUUCAUGUUGAAGAAGGAGUUGAAAUGCAUGAUCAGGCUGAGUAUAAUGAUUCAGAUUCAAGCGAAAAUAUUAGUUCUCAGCAGGAAAACCAACCUGGCGAUAACAAAAAGAAACGUAAAACUCAAAGCAAAGCAAAGACGGAUCGUAAAAAGAAACAAGAAAGGAAAGAGAGAGCGGAAGAAAGGAAGAGAACUGGUGAUCCAUUAGGUGCUCAGGCUGCAAAAGAUUCGAAUGCAAGCGAUGAAAAGACUCAUUUCGCAAAAGCGAGAAAGGCAAGCAUGUCAGAUCUCGAAUCAGGAAAAGAUACGAAAUCAAAUAAUGAAAAACAAGCUGGUCUGGUUAAGGAUCAUACCGAAGUAGCAAAAGCUCCGAAGGCAACAAAACCAGAUCUCAAAGCAGAAAAAGAAACAGCACCAAUAAGUGAAAAACAAGCUGCUCCGGUCAAGGAUCAUCAAGAAGUCCAACAACGACAAACAAGGUCCCAAACAAACAAAGCAAACCAUGAAAAAAUACUUAAAGGAACAGGUGACACAAAUGAACUCGAGGUGCAUUUUUAUGCCCUUUUAGAUCCAGCAUUUGGUGAUGCUGAGAAUUUGUUCAUAGUUAUGGGUUAUCCAAUUGGUGAUUGGUCAAAUGGACCUAGAAUACCUGUCAAAGAAAUUGGGAGAUUUGGAGAACUUGUUAUCCUGCAUGGGAAAAUGUUCAUUUCUUCUUUUUACAAAAAAGACAAGCUGAUUGUUCCUUAUAAAUAUGGGAGAGCUGAUGGUAAAAAUUUCAUUUUUGAGUUUAUUUCAAGGCCAUUUAUCCCAAGUACAGAACAGGGUUUUGUAAACAGAUGUCUACUUGUGCUGGCUUCUGACUGGCAAGGAAAGUUCAACAAAUUUGACGGCAUUGUCUCUCCGUGUUGCGACAAAUCCUUUUUCGAUCAUUUCAAAAUUUGGAAGACAAUACCCGAUUCCUUGUCCGUAAAAUUGCAGAAUAAAGAUGAAUUUAUUUUAUGCGUGCAAGCGUUUAAUCAUGUGUUAACCAGUCAGCCAAACUUCGGAACUUUAAAAAGCUUUAUCAGAGGAGUAUAUUUGCAACUGGUUUGUGAUGGAAAUGGGAAUUACCGAAAACGCAAAUUCGAACCGAAUUCUAUGGAGAGAUAUCAGAUUUUUGAGGAAUUAUUUAAAGAUAAGAUCGAAGAAAACUACAAGAUGUUGCAGGAUACUAAGAAAUGGCAGAACAGUUUUUUGUCAAGCAUUUCAGUUUUGGUGAUGUUUUCAUUUUCAAAUAUCGCCUCAGUACCACCUGGCAGUCAUUCAUUGUUGCAAAAACUGCUUGAAUGUAUUUCACUGAAAGGAUUGUAUCACGAUGAUUACAGUCCUGAGGACUUGAAGAUGCAAUUGGAAUCUGAGUUUGGAAACAGUCUUGUUCAAGACCUGGUCGAAUUCAUUAAUGUUGUGCUCCGUGACCGAGGAUUUUGGGGAAGUGCGGCUGCUUAUUGGAGUCUUUUCAGCUUAAUAUCACUGCUUGAUCCUGACUUUCCAAUCCAAGAAUUUUCAGGGACUCGACAUUAUCUCAUCGAAAAGUCGUUUGAGAACAAUGACCAAAAUUUGAAUGAAAUCAAUGCAGCGCUGCACUUUUCUCCUAAACUAAAGAAAUUGAUGAUGUCUUUUUUCAAUUUGAAAAAUCACGAGUUUUACCUUUUGAUGCCUGCCAUCGACUACUUUGAUCUGCUAACCACUUUGGGAAAUCAUCUACAUGGGAAGCGACGGAUCCUGCAAUCAGAAAUUGAAAAAGUCAACAUCUUGUUGACAGUUUUGCUGUCAAAGGUUGAGAUAAAUGCUCCAAAGGAUCCAAAAAGGAUCAGCUCUGGGAUUGACGUUUGUUCUACUUUGUUUUCGAGAAACUUUCUUUCAAUCAAAUAUUCCGAAAACAUGGAAUUUUAUAGCUGCUUGCUGAAUCUUCUUCAAGCUUUCACUAAAGAAGCAGCAUCAGAACCUGGAAUAUUAGAGGAGGUUUUGAAAACAUUUGAAAAGAGAAUUGCAAAGCUACUAACUGGGAUUAAAACGGAACUUUUCAGUUUCACAACUGAUAGAUUCUCCAAGAUAUCGAAGUUCAUGGAUCUUUUCUUCAAACUGCCUUUGGAGAUUGACUGCAUGAAGAAGUUGUUGGAUGAUAAAGUUGAAGAUGCCAUGCAGUUUUUCAUCGAAAAAGAAGCGAAGAGCAGUUCUUUAGGGCAGGAAAAAGUUUUUGAAGUGAUCUGUUCAGUGAAUGAAGAAACAACCUCCCCGCAGAUGAUGAAGUUGUUUCACAACACAGCGAUCAAUUUCAUUGAUAGCUCUCAAGAAAUAAACAGCCACCGCCUCGUUACAUUGUGUAUGGACAAAGGAAAAUUGAGGUUCUUAUGGCGACUCUGUGAUAAAGAACUUACAACUGUCAAUGAUGGCUUCUCUAUGCUCAGGAAGCUGCUAUGCUGGCCACCUUCACUCGCUUUGAUAAAAUUAUCAAUUGGAAAUAUGUCAAAAAAAGAAGCUGAGAGCUCUGGUGAAGGAAAGUUAAAGGCUGCCUUGGAUCAUUUUCGAUCUUUUGAGAGCCAACUGUUUUCUGGUGAGGUCAUACCAAAAGUGCUUGAAGUAAUUUGCAAUAAAAGGAAGGAAUUUUGCGAAAUUUCAGAUGCUUUGAAGAUGGUUCCUAGUGGAGGGAAUGAGAACAAAGAUAAUGUUGAUAUUAUGAUCGCCUUGAGGGCAAAGGAAUGGAAAGAAUUUACGUUUUGGAAAAAGAAAGCGUCGAUUUUGGUACAGAUGUGUGAAAAACCAAGAGGUCUUGAAGUGGAACUGAUGGAACUAAAGGCAGCUUUAGAGGAAAACACUGAAAGCAUUCCACUGUCAAAACUCUGUACUUCAGAGAAUGGGGUAGUGACAGUGACACACUUUCGUUUGCCUUCUAACAUCCUAGAGGAAUUUGGAGCUAUUUGCUUUGCAAGCUCAAGUACCAUAUUCAACCGUACUUGGGAAGAGUGUGGACAGAAUCUUGGAGAUUUGACCCUGGAGCAAGUAGCUGAAGAAUUGUACAAACCUGUCACUAGAAAGCUAAUCAAAACAGUUAACAGUCUGUUCGAAGAGUCUAUAACAUUGUCAAAGCUGAAGCAAUUCCUGAAAGAUUUUACUAAGUGUCAAGAAUCCAAGGAAAUUGUAAAAGAAUUAAAAAUACUUUUGUUUGUGCUUGUUGAUAAAGAUGGAGCAAUGAUGGAGUACAGCAAGGACGAAAUCGAGCAUAUAGCAGAUAAAAUUGUCCAGUUCUUCAAACUCAACAUCAACGUAGAUAAAGCAGCAAAAGUUAUUAAGCUUGGCGAGGCAUUUGGACUGCAAGGAAACUUUGAAAUAUUUAAAGACGUGCAAGAAAAGGCACUUAGUAAUAUGAAGGAAACCCAACUGAGGUCAUUAAACCAAACCCAUUUUUCAGCUGCAAAUGCUAUGCGAAAUGUGGACGAUAGCAUGGAAGAGUGCAUCGACUGUGUAUUGCGUAGCAUGAAUUUGAUUACGUGGCUCCGCAACAAGCUUAAAAGUGUCAGAGAUGUUAAAACAUUCGUGGAGCUGCUAAGUAUAUCAGCUGGUGAAUCUGAUUAUGAGGCUGAUCGCGUUUCGUGCUUGCACACUGUCUGCCUCGACCUCGAGCCAAUUAUUUUUCAACUUGACUUGCAGUGGGGACCUGUUGAACUUGUUGAAUGUUUUAAGGGGAUUCUUGACAAGACUGCAAGGGACCCAACACUUUUGAAGAAACUAACAGACAGCAAUCGAUAUUUGGAAUGGUUCAAACGAGAACACGAGUCCUACGGCUCUGUAGCGAAGUCCUGCAUGAUAGAGGCCGAGGCAGCAAAUACGCGAGGAUAUUACAUCAUUGGUUGCUCUGAACAGAAUUUUGACAUUCAAACUACUGUUGUUACUUUGGAAAACUCUUUAAGACUGCGGGUGCCUCAGGAACCGAAUGAAGAUGGCUCUGAAGAUGUGAACUCGGAAGCAUGCUUCAAAGAAUACAAUUUGGAUGAAAUUGGCGAUUUGCAAUCAAAACUGGUAUUGAUAGGCGGAAAAGUGAAGGAAAGAGAGAUUGGUCAGUUUGAAAAAGACCAUUUUUUGCAGGUCUUCGAGUCUAUGACGAGAGUGGCAAAUUUAUACGUUGAUCUGUGCAAUUAUGGAUGCUAUCCUUAUCUUUCAUGGUGGAAGAGGUUUGAUUGUAGCAGUGCCGCCGAUUCGCAUAUAGAAGAGCAAUGUAAAGAGCUUGAGAAAGACCUAGAGGAGUGGCAGUUAAAGCUGCACCAGAAACGCUGGGAAUUUCCUCCACUGAACUGUUUCACGGUUCGGCAGUUGAUGUUUUUGCAAAAGGAGUUGAAAGACGUUCUCAUAAAGGAAGACAUUAAUGUGUUGAGGAAUCUACCAGCACAGGUAUUCACCUUGCUAGAAGAAAUACACCCCGAAAUAAACCAGGAUAUUUUCAGAAACGUUCUCUACAAGUCAUCUUAUGAUCGUCGCUAUGGGAAGCAAAAGUCUGAAAAUGAAAACUGGCAAAAAGUCCACAGAGAAGAAGAUAGAUUUUUUGGAAUAGCCUUUGAAACGUUGGAAAGAUUUGUGGAGGAACUCGAAAAGGAAGGCCACGAUGAAGACGUUGCAAAAGCGGCGACGUUUCAUUGUGGAAUAACAGAGAGAGCGAAAGCAUCAGCCUGGGCAUUUGACAAUGCUGAUGACGAAAAGAAAAUUGAAGAGCUAGCAUCUAAAAUGACUGCCAUUAUGGAAGAAAAGGAGGCUCAAGGCUCGAACUCUUCACAUAUGGACGAGCAAUCUGACGAGGCGCCCGAAAUAGGCUUGGAGGAACAUGAAGAAAACAGCGAUUUCCUCAAAAUAGACGAGCUUGGGAAAUUUUUGAUGGCCUUGGCAAAUUACAGGAAGAAAAGAACAAAAAAGCUGCAAAUCAUUGAAACUAUGAAAAAGAAGCAUCCAAGCCUAAUGGUCGUUCCAAAAGAUGAUCUUCUGUGUAUUAUUAUUGACAUAUACAAACAAGCUUGUGAUCGGCUACCCUUACCAAAAGAAGUUGUAAUUUGCAACAGCACUACAUCCCAUGAAAAGAUCGAGCUUUUGCUUCGAAGAGCACUUUUGGACCCAGACAGUAUCUAUACUGUGGCUUUUAUCGACGAGUUAGAUUACAAUGUCAGCGAACAGGCAUUCAAAACAUUAACUCUACUUUUGCAAGAACGCGUUGAAAAAGUCAUGGGAGAUGCUAACUACAACCUAUUGCUAAUGUGUGCAAGCGAGAAGGAAGAUGGAUCGUAUCUCGCAUCUGCAUGGGACGAGUACCAUAUUGUUGCCCAUCGCUGUCCGAGUCAAGAAGAAACAAGAAAAUUUUUGUUUAGUCAGUUUAAGUACGUGUCAGCGACUUCCGGGACAGAUUCUCCUUACGCUGCUGCUGCAGAUGAAGAUAGCUCAACUGUGCGUGUCGUCAAAUCAUAUGAGGCAGGAACAGGAAAGUCCUUUUGCAUUAAAAAAGUUGGAGAUAAGCUCGGCGAGAUAUUGAAAAAUUCAAAGGUAGCUUCAAAUCAAAUCUUCAGAUCUGUCGACACUGAACCAAUUAUUACAACAUCUCUGCAAGGAACAAUAGUUGAUCAAGACGAUGUGGUUAAAGAGCUUCUUCCGUUUGACAAGAAGAAAAACGAUGCAUUUCCAAGAAUAUUUCAUUUUGACAUAGCCUCAUCGAUGCAAAACCUGGACAGGUUCAUUUUUGAACUCUUAAUUCUCGGAUCCCUGAGCACUACAACUGGAAGUGUUUGGAAGAAGAAACCAGCCGAUCUUUACAUGCUUGAAAUUACGGAAUCUGUUUUUCAGAGGGAAGGAGACACGAAUAAUGAGACUGCUACGAAAAAGGUGAAAUCAAACAUUGGAAUUAUAAUACCACUUUUGCCAACAACGUUAUGCCGAGCUCCUGAAGAGACGUUAGAGUUCUUGAAAGGCGGCCAAAAUAUUAAGCCUGGAUUUGAUUCCGAAGAAUUUGAAAGUGAUUCGUACCAACGUGUGUAUCAAUAUCUGAAUCAGUUCACUUCAAGACCGACUUUGCUCGAGCACUUUUUAUUUAAAGCCAAGAAUGAUCUUGGCAGUCAGAGAGAAUGCCUCGAAGUGUUGCUAAGGUAUUGUGGAGUCGAUCAUCCGUCAUGGAGGCAGCUCAGUCAUUUCGUGCAUUUCUUUAACAGUCAGCUCUAUGACUGCGAAACAAGUGUUUUUUGCAAUCCAUCUUUGGUUGGUGACACGAUGCCAGGGUUCAGAAAAUUUGUGAUAACGUUCAUGCUAAUGAUGUCGAAAGACUUUGCGACUCCGUCGGUUGAUGCUACUUCACAGCCCCAGCAAGGGAGCCUCGUUAGUCUCAGAAGGACUUGGGAAAGGAGCGAGCAUCCAUAUUUGUUCUUCAAUCAAGAUCAUGUUUCCGUUUCAUUUCUGGGUUUUGUUGUUAACUCGCAUGGUGAUUUGUUGGACAAAUUGAGCAGAAAUGUUAUUGAGAGAAAAAUAAUGUCGCAACAGCUCUUAGCUGGAUUGAAACAUAAUGGAGUCGACCUUUCCUCGUCUUUUGAUAAUUGGAGCAGACGAAAAAAACUGGAAAUGCUUUGUUCGGUGAUGGGGGUUAAAGUGGUGUACGAUCCAGAUCAAACGUAUGAACUGACAAUGGACAAUGUGAUGAAGAUAUUGGCUAUACACAUGCGAUUCAGGUCAGGUAUUCCGGUUAUUAUAAUGGGUGAAACAGGCUGUGGGAAAACAAGAUUGAUUCGUUUUAUGUGCAGACUCAAAGCUGGACAAUCCAAUCUACAAAAUAUGGUCCUUGUUAAGGUACAUGGUGGAGUAACUGAAAAUGAUAUAAAGAAAAAAGUGCAGAAAGCUAUCGAGUUAGCGCAGGCAAACAGAGCGAAACGAAGGGAUCUCGAAACUGUUCUGUUUUUUGACGAAGCAAACACAACCACUGCAAUAGGGAUGAUCAAAGAAAUAAUGUGCGACAUGAGAAUGGGUGGAAAGCCGUUGGACAUGGCAUCAUGUGGUUUACAAGUUAUUGCUGCAUGCAAUCCAUACCGCAAGCAUACCGACGAUAUGAUAGCAAAGCUCGAGUCUGCAGGUCUUGGCUAUCGCAUCAAAGCUGAAGACGCAACCGAGAAACUAGGGAAAAUACCCUUGAGACAACUUGUUUAUCGUGUGCACCGCCUUCCUGAUAGCAUGUUACCUCUUGUAUGGGAUUUUGGUCAGUUGUCACCUGAAGCUGAAAUUUUGUACACAAUGCAAAUAGUAAAUCGCUAUGCAAGGAAAGGAGAAAUACCCAAUGAUCGUGAGUUUUUAGAUGUUGUGGCACAUACAUUAGGGGCUUCACAGUUUUUCAUGAGAGAGCAACAGAAUGAAUGCAGUUUUGUUAGUCUGCGUGACGUAGAGAGAGCCGUCCAAGUUCUUGCUUGGUUUUAUUCAAAAAUGCCUGAGUUUUUACCUUUGAUAAAAGAUACGAAAAACAAGUUGUUGCAUGUUGACGAGAAAGAAGAUGACACAGACAAUGAAAGCAAUGAUGAUUUCUUUGACGAAGAGGAAAACACAGCAGAGAUGGUUAUAUUGUCUUUAUCUCUUGCACUCACUGUUUGUUACGCUGUGCGAUUGGAAAAGCGGGACCGGUAUUAUCGGCAAGUUGCUCGACAUUUCACCGGAAAAUACAGGCUGAUAAAUGGCUACAAAGAACUUAAGGACGAUGCACAUUACUGCCAACAAAUGUUUCUAGACGAACUGCAGCUUGGUGAAAAUAUUGCAAAGAACACAGCCUUAAGCGAGAACAUUUUUAUGAUGGUCGUUUGCAUUGAAUUGAGGAUUCCCCUUUUCGUGGUGGGCAAACCAGGCAGCUCAAAGUCACUUGCGAAAACUAUUAUACAAGACAAUAUGCAAGGAAAACUGUCUCAUUCAGAUCUUUUCAAGACAUUCAAGCAGAUUCUGAUGUGCUCGUACCAGUGCAGUCCGUUGUCAACUGCCGAUGGCAUCAUUGCUACAUUUAGGCAAUGCAGUCGUUUCCAAGAAGGCAAGGAAUUGGACACUUUUGCGUCUGUUGUUGUCUUGGACGAAGUGGGUCUAGCAGAAGAUUCACCGCGCAUGCCACUUAAGGCCUUGCAUCCGCUGCUCGAGGAUGGAACUGAUGGUUCCGAGGACCUGACAGUUGAAGGGGCCGAAUCUAAGGCCAAACGUGUCGCGUUCAUUGGGAUAUCCAAUUGGGCAUUGGAUCCAGCCAAGAUGAAUAGAGGGCUUAUGCUAACAAGGGGACAGCCAAACGAAAAAGAGCUUGUUACUAGUGCAGAUGGCAUUUGCAAUUCCGAUUUGCUGAUCAAGCAGACUAUAUCUGGUUUGUUCCCUCCACUUGCAAAGGCAUACUUGCGUAUAUACAAAGAACAAACGAAUUGUGUUAAGCUAAAGCAGUCGAAAAAGGAGGAGUUUUUUGGGCUGAGAGACUACUACUGUCUUAUAAAGAUGAUUUUCAACAAAGCCAAAAAGGCGCAAAGAUUACCAACUUUUAUUGAGAUUGAGCAUGCAGUAAAGCGAAAUUUUGGUGGUCUUGAGGACUUUGAUACCUGGGAGUAUUUUAGGCAAGAGUUAAAAGGAUCAUCUCUUCGGGAGGGAAAUGACGAUAAUGCCAAUGAAAAGGUGGAUAUUAGUCCUGUUGGACUUUUGAGAUCAUAUCUCCAACCUGAUGACACAAAAAAAGAUACGCGUUAUCUUCUAUUAAUGACAGAAAAUUAUGCAGCCUUGCGAGUCCUAGAGAAGGUAUUUCCUGAAGAAAAUGCUGGAGCCAGCGUGAUUUUCGGCAGCAGUUUUCCUAAAGAUCAAGAGUUUACUCAAGUUUGCAGAGACAUAAACAAAAUUAAAGUUUGCAUGGAAACUGGCAUGACUGUUAUCCUGUUAAAUAUGGAAAACCUAUACGAGAGUCUUUAUGAUGCUUUGAACCAGUACUACGUGUACCUUGGCGGUCAGAGAUAUGUGGACCUUGGUUUGGGUAGUCACCGAGUGAAAUGUCGUGUCCACGAGGAGUUUAAGCUGAUCGUGGUAGCUGAAAAAAGUACAGUCUAUGAUUGCUUCCCAAUUCCCCUGAUCAACAGACUUGAGAAGCACUUCCUUGUGAUUUCAACCUGUUUGAGUGACAGGCAGAUACAAUUGUGUGAAGUUAUUAGCCAAUGGGCAGCUGAUUUUUCCGUUAUCAAUCACGAGAGAAAACAAUAUUCUCUUGGGGAUGCUUUUGUUGGAUACAAUAGUGACACUUCUGCUUCAGUUAUACUCGAAACAAUGCACAAAUGUGGAGAGGACACUCCUGACAAUCACAUUUUAGAGGACAGUAAAAAGAAAUUGCUAGCUGUUGCAACACCUGAAUCCGUUGCUAGAUUGAACAACACUCCACUGCGCCAAGAUGCAGAAUUCUUUUCGGAGGUUUACUACAACGAGCAGUUGCACAGUUCGCUCUGCUCUUUUCUGAAGACAGUAUUGAUGCAGGCUGGAGAUGCUGAACUUUCUGUACAAGUAACCACAUUCUCAAGACUUCUAUCUCCCCGUGAUCAAAAUGCUCUUAACGAAACAUUGGAACAUGCAUAUGAUUUGAAAUGCAUAUCUCUCAAUAAGUUCCAAACAGAGCAACAGUUUUCCGAGGAGUUGAGGCGAUACGUUAAUGAAAAUUUACCAAAGAAAAAGCUUCUUAUAGUCCAGUGCAGUAAUGGCGAUGAGAACAGCGAUUUGAUUGCAUCGGCUAGACAUCUCUGUCAUCAAUCGAAAAACCUUCACGGAAAAGAUCCAAAUCUACCCUUGCAUAUCGUCUUUAUUGUCAAUUUAAAAAGAGUUGCAAAAGGCUGUCGAAAUUUGGGGAGUUUUCAUGGUGUCAACUGGCUUUCUGUUCAUAUUGACGAGCUUCGACCUCCUAACGAUGACUUGCCUUCUUUGGUUCAAUUUGCUGGGAAAAAAUUGAGUUUUAUGUUUCAGCCACUUUUGGAAAACGAAAGCCAGUCGGCAACGACUACUGACGAUCACCAGUCAACCCAAAGAGAAGAAUCAGAGAACGAUGAAGACGACGGCAGGAAAAUGUUUUCUUUGCAGCUUGGAUUACUCAGAAGAUGUAUCCAAGCUUCUUGUGUUAACACCAGUGAUGACAUUUAUAGCGCUUCCCGUGUCACUAAAAGAAUUCACACACUGACCGAAAUUCUCUCUCAAGACUGCUCAAUUGAUCCUAAACUUGCACAGAAAUUUGCCUGUAUACUGCUGAAAAUCAUUUAUAAAGUUUUAAGAUACAAAGAAUCCCAGGCGAUUGAGCAGAAAGACUGGUUCUUAGAUGAAGCUGUUACUGGCCACAAUAUCCAAGAAUGUGGAACAUUCCGACGUGCAUUGUCCUAUCGCAUCGAAAAAGAAAUCGUUCCUAUCCUCUCACACAUCAUAAAUCACAUUGAUAAAAACUGUAACUUGGACAUACUGUUACACGAGAGAAACCAAGACCUGUGGUUGAAUUUAUUUGCUUGCGAAGAGUUCAUGAGCCUUGAUUAUGAAGAAAUGUUUUUGAAGCAGCCAAAGCCCGAUACACCUAGCCUAAAUCUACGUGAACUUGUAAACUGGGUUCCAUUUUCAAUAGCCAUCAAAGAGAAAAUCAGUUCUUUUAUCAAAGAGCAUCAAGAAACGACAGGUAAUUCAAAAAAUAUCUUGCAAAAAGUGCUGCAACACACGUCUUAUGGACAUCAUCUACUGAAGUUUUCACACAGAAUUUUGAAAAGUUACCUUCGUGAUCUUGUUUAUAUUGAAUAUGAUGUCAACGAAGAAGAACAUGAGCUUGUAGCGAUGUCAAUCAUGGCUCGUGCAAGCAAACAACGAGGCAACACUAAGGCAGCAGUCGAUAUUAUUGAUAUGCAUCUGGUUUCAAGUUGUGCGGUCUUUCAACAACGUAUGCAAUGCUUUCUGCUAUUGUCAAAGCAAAUGUCAAAAGAAGAAAUUUUGGCUUUAGGAAGAAUGGUUUCUGAUGCAGAAGACGUUGUUGUCGACAUGAUCUGCUUAAAGCAAAGCAUUGAGAGAUUGUAUCCUGAAAUCGAACACUUGCUGGAGCAACAAAUGCGUUUUAAGUGGUGCAAAGAUGUGCAAGCACUAAGACUGCCUACCGAUCAAAUAUUCCAUUUAUUUUAUUCUAAGCCUGAAGAGUUUAUCACUGUGGCAAAAGAUGUCUUUGAGAAUGCAAGAGUUAUGUGGACAAGGCUCCUUUUGAUCAAAGAAUUCGUUGAACACAUUUGCCCGGCCGGAAAAGCAAGUAGCGGAAAGGAUGUUGAAGUUGCCUUAGAACUUUGGGAGGCUCUAAAGGCUAUUAACGACGAUAUGUCAUCAGCAUCAUCCUGGAUAUUCCUGAAAGAGCAGUUGCAGAUUUUGAGCAGUAGAUGGGAGAGCUCUCUUGACUCUAAGCUUGAAGAGAUUUUGGAAUGCAUAGUUUGUGAAGAGCCUUUGGAGGAUCGUAUCCAGUUUCCUUGUCUCCAUGUGACGUGUUUCAAAUGUGCUCAUCAAUGGUUAGUUAAAGAUGGGAAAGAAACAUGCCUUGUUUGCCAAGCACAAGUGCCAGUUGAAUUCAAAAUCAAAGAACAAAAAAAGAAGAAUGAAGUGAUUUAUGAACUUGGCAACUUCAGAAAACGUUGCGUUGGGUUCUUCAUGGAAGCAGUGUCCAUUUUCUGUUUUUCUUCGGAAAACGCUGUAAGAAAUGAAGAAAUCAUUGAGUUUAUGAUUACUCUUGUGACGACGGCAAAGCACCAGACAAAGCAGUUGUCACCUUUUCCAGAUUUUGGUAUCGACCAGACGCCAACAGUGCGGUCUUUUCUUAUUCAGCAGCUCUUGAAGGCUAAGGAUCUCAGCUCCCAAUCUGAACAUUAUCUGCAGUGUUACCUUGCGAAUGAGGCCUAUCUGCUAAGCGAGGCCGACGUUUCUGCACGUCUUGAACUUUGCCUUUUGCUGGUUCAAUGUUAUGAGGAUUUCAGACUUGCUGGAUUUAGUAAGACUCAGUCAGAUGAUGUGUUGCUUGAGCAGCUCUGUUCGAGGCUCGAGAGGGUACGAAACAUUUGUUCCAGUUACCUUCCAGUUAGUGAUGUGCAAUCAUUACAGACAAUUGCAGAUUUGCGAGCAACAAUAACAAACGUUGCCGAGAUUACUUAUAACGAUAUCAUCGAAAACAACUUUGGUAGUAACUUCAAGCAAACUCUACGUAAGCUGUAUACCUUGCUUAAGAAUAUUUGCUUAGAGGAAAGCAGCAACAACUUGAAGAAGUUUUUCAUGCGACAGUUGCUGCGCAGAUUCGGCAUCGCAGUGUUACGAAAAAUUUUGGCUACAGAAGAUUUUAAGUGGCUUGAAUCCAAUGAAGAUGAAGAGCUUACGAAUGCAUCCCCGGAUCGGUUCAUUUUGUAUGGCGACGAAUACAGGAGAAUAAGAGAAGAGAUUGGAGAAGCUGUAAUGCGAGAAUCAGUUGAUAAUCUCGAGCUUCAUCCCGAGGAAGAACUUUCUUCUCCGGACACAUUGAGAGAAGCCUUAGCAUUACUAAGUGUUUACAGAGAGGUUACUACCUCUUACUCAGUAAGGCCGAAGCAGCCUGAAAAAGAGUUGCUAGACAAGAUCCUGGAAUGCCUCAAGAGUAAAGGAUUAGUUCAAAACGAGAAUCUUGCAAAAUUGCUGCUGAAUAACAUGCAAGGAAACGGAUUUGAAAAGUUGAAAUGCACUCCUUUCUUUGAUGACCAAGAGCGUCAAAUAUCAGAAGUUGUCAUUCAUACGAUGAUUGUCCUUUCGUUAAAAUCAGCCACUACCCCUAUCUUACAACCACUUGCGUUGAUUUCUUUACGCCCUCAAGACAUGAUGAAUUCUUUUCUACCAACAAUGCCUGACGACCAUUUAACAGAUGUUUUUGAUGCUGCUCAAGGAACAUGGAAAACAUACUAUUGCCCAAAUCGACACCCCUAUAUCGUCACCCAGUGUGGUAUGCCCGUUGAAAAAUCCAUAUGUCCAGUUUGCAGAGGUGAAAUUGGUGGAAUUGAUCAUAGACCAACUGCAGGAAACGUAGAAGCUCAAAGAGUGGAUAGGACGCAAACUGGGCAUAUCCUUGGCGAUCCUCAAGAGCGACUUACUUUUGCUGUGGCCGAAAGGAACCUAUCAACCGCUUCCCACUCUAUGCUCAGUGUUUUAUUACACUCAGCGCUGUUGCUGGGUGCUUGCGAGGACCCCAAUAGUGUGGCAGAUUUAAUUCACCCAAGACUACCCCCUAAUGAAACUCAGUCGUUCAUGUGGCAGCAUGUUUGCAAAAGUGUGCAAACUCUAGCGAAGGCCAUUGGUCGAAGCGUAGAAGAAGCUGUCCUUGCAGUUCACCUGGUUUUGGAAAGCAUGCUGAAGGAAGACUAUACUGGAGAUAGUGGGCUUGAGGACUUCGGUACAAUUGCAAGCAAGCAAUGUCGUUCGGAAUGGGAAGAUAAAUUCAACAUGAGGUUCAUUCAGCCUCGUUUAGCAGCAUUAACAACUUUGCUGGAGGAAGAACAACAAAGGAUUGUAAAGGACAACCGAUUAGGAGCGCCUUUUAUACGGAAUCUUUAUGAGAUUGAUGCCAUGGCGAAUGAGGUGACAAUCGAAAGGAAUGCCUUGGAUUACCAGUGCUUCUGGAGGUAUAGGGUACCAAUAACAGUUGCGCAUCUAAAAUUAUCACUGGGUGAAUUCACUGCAACAAAAGGAAAAUCAGUCUGUAAAAUACUCCAAGAAUUUCUUAAAAAGGAAGACGUUUUGAGGUUCGUAAAAGCAUUGCCAGAUAUCAUGCUUUUGCAAAGAAUUUUGUCAAGCAAUCUUAGCAGACGCAUCGACAGUGAAACUGCGAAAACAAAGAAGAUCAAGGAUAUUGUCAAAGGUUAUUUCAAAGGAGAAUUGAGAGAAACAGUAAAUCGCCUUCUCAAGGUAUAUUACACAACAUGGAAAGCCCUGAAGCCAACGUUAUUGUCUUAUGGGGAAAUUCUUAAAAUUGAUGAUUUCGAGCUAUCAAGCGGCUCUCCGAUUGCUUAUAUACUUCCGUCACUAAACAAUACUGGAAAACGUGCUUUGCUUCUGCUGAAGUGCUUGGCUGAAGCUCACAAUUCGCUCGUAAAUGAAUGCAGAGAUGUCCAGGGAGACAAGACUGAGCUUAAACGUGUCUCCAUUCAAGAGGCGAACCAAUUUAAUCUUAUUGCCUACGACUACGAUAAAGACCUUGUACCCAUCAUGUACGCCCACUGUGACUACUCCCUGGAGAUUGGGAAAGGAACCAUCGUCGAUUAUAAUUUUCCUGCACUAGAACGACAGAUUGUGAACACUUUUAUCAGUGGCAAACCAGUAAUAGAUAUGGCGGUCACCACAGUAAAGUAUGCUGAUGAUGUCAAUAGUUUAGAGAAGUUUGAGGAACUGGAAAGGAGGGUGGAACAGCGGGACAUUCCCUUCAUGGAGCAACGUAAGAUGGCUAGUGAAAUUCAAUCCCUUCCUGAAGUUUGCGAUUCCUUGCGAGCAACAGAGAUUACCAUCGGACUGCUAUCGACAACUGGUGCAGAUUCGAAUGUUUUCUUCAAAAAAUACCUCGAAGAUGUACUUCGUAUGCCUGCAGAUAAGUUUUUGACCAGUGUAAAGAUGCAAAGCGUAUGUAGGCUUGCCCAUAUUCGCUCUAUUUGGAUUAUGCUCACUGUCGAAAGGGCAUUUCGACUUCACGUCAGUGGUGAGGAUCCAUUUGACCUGAAAGAUAUGUUCAGAGAAGAAGUGAUGGAUUUCGAUCAACAACUUUUAAGACACAUUGAUAUUGAGCAUCUUCUGGCAGAGCUAACGGAGUACAUUGUGUUAGAAGUUCCAUUACGGGACGAAAGUGCUCUAGACUACCCUUUGCAAAACUGUUUGGAGGACUUUUUGGACAAGAAAAAGACAUCAAAUCGCAAUAUCAAAGGCAUUGACCAUCUGCCUGAAAAUUUGUGUUUAAAGCAUAUUUUCUCCUUUUGGAAGGUAAUUGCGAAUGCAAGAAGGGAACAAAAAAAUUGAAUGCAUUUUAUCUUCGUAUAUUGGUUAUAAUUGAUUAUUUCUAUAUCUAGAUAAAUACUCAAGAAGUAUUGGCAGUUUUGCAUUUCAGUAUAGGCUUUGAUCCAAUUUCAUCACUUAGCAUUAAAUUCAUAUUCGUGUUUGGCACCAGUUUAAUUUGGCACCCGUUUUCCUUCUACCUAACAUUUAAAAAACGGUUAUAUGCUUUAUAAAUCCAUUAUCGACCUUUUUGAUUCAAGAAAGACCCAUUACAAGCCCACAUUGUCACAAUAUGGGUCAUGAAAAUUAGUUGCUAAUAUAAGCAUGAAAGAACACCUUUUGGUGAUAAGCUAUUUGAAAGUAGAAAUAUAGCAUACACCGUUGAAUUAUUGGGAUAUUCGGCAUAAUUUACUACACAGUUUGCCUGUAAUAUUUGAUUGAUUAGCUAGUAUACAAUAUUUAAUACCCGUUUUACGGAUGAAAUUUGACUAUGGUGCUUACUUGGUGCUUUUGGGAGGUCGUAAAUAGCGACAUUAUAGUCACCUAGGAAUUGCGUUUUAUUUAGUUUGGAUAUACCCAUUCUUUGUAGAAGACAUAUUUUGCUGUUUUAGUACAAUUUUCGAUUUUAAUGUUGAACCGUGUUAUAUAAUAACAAGCAGGUUUUGUACAAUAUUUUUAUAUUGAUGCAAAACAUGGCUUGAA
Rhopilema esculentum is the source of this 17869-nucleotide messenger RNA. RefSeq names its product E3 ubiquitin-protein ligase rnf213-alpha. The record is from RefSeq and is a predicted model, not a curated record. Lineage: Eukaryota; Metazoa; Cnidaria; Scyphozoa; Rhizostomeae; Rhizostomatidae. Gene Ontology annotation, molecular function: ATP hydrolysis activity; ubiquitin-protein transferase activity.